AUGUCAGUACUUUUAGUGCGUGCGGCCGGCCCAGACAAGUUAUACUUCAUCGACACCCGGUUCGAUACUGAGACUGCAAAGUACGUGAAGGAACAAGUCGAGAAGGCAACUGUGCCGAACCCCGAGGAGUACAUCGCCAUAGACGAGGUUUCGGUUACGGCGGAAUUGCAAAACUCCGUAACUGGCGAAACGACAUUCGUGUUUGACCGCCCCUAUGCUAGGGCGCUGUUUUCAAAGGGCACAAACAGGCGCAACCCGGAGCUCAAACUGCCUGAGCAUGAGCCCGCUGGCGAUUGA
This is a messenger RNA of Penicillium brasilianum, 297 nucleotides long. Lineage: Eukaryota; Fungi; Ascomycota; Eurotiomycetes; Eurotiales; Aspergillaceae. The record is from the annotation of a GenBank genome assembly.